AUGAGCUCUCAGGAUAUCUUACAAAAAACACUUAGCUUCUAUGCCCCAGGCCCUGACUUUUCGCAAACCGGCGUUAAGCCUUUUAGGGAUAGAUUUGAUGCUAGCAAACCCAUUCCUGCUGUCGAAAACCCAACCUCUUCGAUCUUGCCAUGUGAAAAGUUGAAAAUCGUCGAUGGACACUUUGUGGACUCGCUGGGACGGAAAAGAACGCUCAAGGGCAUCAAUGUCGAUAACAGCAUGAAGCUUCCUGCGGAGCCCUUUCUGCCCUCUUACGGUGGAAACUCGCUGGAUGCUAGUAAUGUCUUUUUCGAAGGAGAUAAGGUGAGCUUUGUGGGUAGGCCAUUCCCGUUAGACGAGGCUGAAGAGCACUGGAGAAGGAUAAAGAGCUGGGGCUACAACACCGUUCGUUACGUGCUUACUUGGGAGGCCAUUGAGCACGAGGGUCCUGGGAAGUACGACGAGGACUUUGUGGAUUACACAAUUGAGAUGUUGAAAAUCGUCCACAAAGUCGGAGGCAUCUAUGUCUUUUUGGAGAGCCACCAGGACGUCUGGUCCCGGUAUUCUGGAGGCUCUGGUGCACCUUUAUGGACUUUCUACGCUGCCGGUCUUCAACCUACGAAUUUUUCAGCCACCGAAGCCGCUAUCUGCCAUAAUGACGCCAGGUUCACUAAUCCCACUGACUCAGAAUGCUACCCCAGGAUGUUCUGGACCACCAAUUACCACAGAUUGGCCAACCAGACCAUGUUCACCAUGUUUUUCGCUGGCAAAACGUACUUUCCGCAUCUCCAAAUUAACGGUGUUGAUAUCCAGACCUACCUCCAGGGUCACCACCAGGAUGCCUUGACCUACUUGUCGAAAAGGGUAGUUGAUGCACUUCCAGAAUUGGUGGAAGACGGAACCCUCUUGGGUUUUGAGUCCAUAAACGAGCCUCACAUGGGCCUUCUUGGUACCCCAGACUUGGGUCUGAUUCCCAAAGACCAGACCAUUCGAUUAGGUACCACCCCUACUUUUUUCCAGAGUGUGAUCCUCGGAAUGGGUCUUCCUGUCGAGGUGGAAAAGUACAUUGUCACCCUCUCUGGCCCUGUCAAACAGGGAAGCGAAGUUGUUGAUCCUAAAGGCAAAACAGUCUGGCUUAGUGCUGAAGAGAGUGCAAGGUAUGACUCUCACUACGGCUGGAAACGUUCAGGAUGGACCCCUGGUGAGUGCAUUUUCUCUGCCUUGAAGAUCUGGGAGUGGUCAAGGUCUGUGGAUUUGAAAGAUGUUUACAGGCUCUCCUUAGAGGAAAGACUCAAUUUCGUGGAAACUCAGUGCCGCUUGCUUCAGCCUUUUUACUUUAGCGAUCCUUCCAAAAUCUCCUCCUAUCUCGGCAACAAACCCCCGCCAAAAAAGGUCGAUGUGGAGUUCGCUCUCGCAAACUUCUUUAUUGACUUCUACCUUUCCAACAAACAGCUGGUCAGGGAUCUCAACAAGGACUUCCUUAUGCUCAUCCAGCCCCCCAUGUUCUGUCCUCCGCCUGAUCUCAGCAACGACAAAAGAGGCGUUAUCGACGAGAAAACCGUCUAUGCUCCACACUGGUACGACGUCAUGACGCUCAUGUUGAAAAACUGGAAUGAGCACUUCAAUGCUGAUUCCUUGGGUAUAAGCCGAGGCCAGUAUGCCCACCCAGCCUUGGGCGUUGUGGUGGGUGAAAAGGCCAUCAGGAAUUGCAUUGCAAAACAGCUUGAAUUCAUAGUUGAAGAUGGCAAGGAGAGACUAGGCAACAUUCCAGCCAUCAUGACGGAAACGGGGAUUCCCUUCGAUAUGAACAAGAAAAAGGCUUAUGGGGACUACAAAUACACUUUACAAACCAGCGCUUUGGACACGAUUGCCAAUGGUCUAGAGCAGCUGGGCUUGCACCACACUUACUGGUCAUAUUGUGCCAUCAAUAGCCACGAAUACGGUGACCACUGGAACAACGAGGAUUUCGCUUUUUGGUCGCCUGAAGAUCAAGGAAAGAGCCUCGGUAAGGGCGAUUUUAAGGAACGCAUGACGAACUGCUACCCGUCAAAUGACGGCGUUCGUGCUCCUAGUGCUGUUUUCAGACCUUUCUUGGUAACCCAUAAAGGCACACCAAAAGCUGUUGAAUUCGACAUCCAGACAUCCAAGUAUUCGCUCACCAUUGACGUCACGGGCCAAACAGGCUUAUCGGAAGCUCCCACGGUCAUUUUCGUUCCCAAGUGGCAUUUUCCCGGUUUGUCUUACAACGACAUCUAUGCCACUUCUGGAGACUUCAAGUACAACGAAAAGCUCGAGUACCUAGAGUGGUACCAUCCCGAGGGCGCUGGCGAGGAAACCAUCGUUAUCAAAAAAUACAAUGGCGAUAAGGACGAUGUCACGAAAAGGGAGGAAAACCAUGCUUUCUGCAACGUCGUUUAG
Molecule: messenger RNA, 2415 nt
Organism: Candidozyma pseudohaemuli
Lineage: Eukaryota; Fungi; Ascomycota; Pichiomycetes; Serinales; Metschnikowiaceae
Exons: 1
Coding region: 1-2415 (804 amino acids)
Biological process (GO): ergosteryl 3-beta-D-glucoside catabolic process
Molecular function (GO): steryl-beta-glucosidase activity
Source: RefSeq, a predicted model, not a curated record